AUGUCAGGACAUCACCGCAUCACUCUCGCUGCCAACCCCCCCUACUUCGAUGGCGACAAGUCCAAAUACCUGGGCUUUGUGGACGCGUGCACCACUUACAUCGGUGCCUAUCGGUCAGAGUUCUCGCUGGACGAGACGAAAAUCCUCUUUGUCCUGUCCUACCUCCGCAAUGAGAGCGGCACAAGCUGCGCCGCCUCAAGAUGGGCGAUGAACUGGAAGCAGCACAAUUUCGAGGGCUUCCAAGGACUAAAGGCGGGAGUCACCGCGACAAGCUUCUUGGAGGAGCUUCAGAGGGCCUUUGGGGAUUCUAACGCAGAGCAAGUCGCUGCCGCCCGACUCAUGGCCCUUCGCCAGGGCAGACGGUCCUUCGCGGACUACAUCUCUGACUUCGAAAUGCUGGCUGCGGACGCGGGGUACAACGUGGUCGCCUCAACCGAUGACAAGGGCGAGUACAAGAAGGGGGAUCAGGACAACAUCCUCAUCGAGUUCCUCGAGCGCGGACUCAGCAGCGAAAUUGCAAGCCGCCUCUACAACACCGGCGUCCCCCUGCCCAAGGCAUAUGGUGCCUUCAAGAACUGGUGCGUCAACAUCGAGGCCAAUGCCUUGCGCGAUCAGCUGCGUAAGGCAUCCUAUGCGCACUCAACUCCGCGGCCCCCACCCCAAUUCCGCCCUCAGGCUGCACCAUCAGCACCUGCACCCGCUCCGGCCCGACCAGCGGCCAAUGAGCCGGUUCCGAUGGAGAUCGAUCGCACCCACGCCCGUGGCCGCAAUAUCAUCUGCUACAACUGUCAGCAGCCUGGGCACAUUGCGCGGAACUGCCCCGAGCCCAAGAAGAAGCGCACGUUCUUCAAUCGGGCCACAAUGCUAGAAGAGAUCGAGAACGGGGACAAGGACAACGAAUUCUUGAAGGAGAUCGCCGAGAAGCUGCGCGAGAAGGGUUUUUGA
This is a messenger RNA of Mycena citricolor, 945 nucleotides long. The record is from the annotation of a GenBank genome assembly. Lineage: Eukaryota; Fungi; Basidiomycota; Agaricomycetes; Agaricales; Mycenaceae.